Messenger RNA from Solanum lycopersicum (tomato), 981 nucleotides. RefSeq names its product UV-B-induced protein At3g17800, chloroplastic-like. The record is from RefSeq and is a predicted model, not a curated record. Lineage: Eukaryota; Viridiplantae; Streptophyta; Magnoliopsida; Solanales; Solanaceae.
AUGGUUAGUUGUAGAAAUAAUCAUAAUAAUAACGAUGAAAAAUGCAUGUUUAAUGGAUUAACAGCUCCAUUAGUGCCAAGGACAGAAACAGGGAGAUUGUUGAGUGUGUUUAUGCAGAAUGACAAAGCAUUGUUUAACGGAUUUGUGGAGAAAGAAUUAGAGAGAUUGGAUUGUAUGAAGAAUGAUGCAUUACUUAGAAGCGUUUUUAGCGUUGGCACUGAUGAAGCUAUUCUUCAUAGAAGAAUUUCUGAGAAGAUAAAGUUGGAGUGUCGAAACACUGUAGAGGAUAUUAUGUACAUGUUCAUAGUCAACAAGUUCUCUCAGAUAGGAGUGCAUAUGGUUCCUAAGCUCUCCAAUUGUAUAUGCAAUGGAAGGCUCGAGAUAUUUCCGCGUAGGGACUAUGAACUCAAGUCUAUUCAUAGUGUUGAAGUACUCGAAAUGGUCAAGGAAAUAGGAUGGGAAGACAUGAGAAAGUCGAAUGUGAAAGAUAGUUGGGGUCUAACUCAAGUUCAAAAGGAUCAAAUCCGUCAUGUCUAUGGUGCUUCGAUUUUGUAUGGAUACUUCUUCAAGUCAACCUCGUUUAGGUACCAUUUGGAACAGAGUUUUGUUAAAACGUAUAGUAACAUCUCAUUUCCAAGGUCAUGGCUUCUAAAACAAAAAGGUGUUCCCUUAAGUGACACGGGAUCAACAUCAGUUGAUCCAGUGUCACUUAACGAGGGGAAGAAGUAUGACAAUUUUAGGUCUUAUGUUACAAAUCUUGACGAUGAAAUAAUGAUAAUGUGUUCAAAACCAAAAUUCAAAGAGGCAAAGAGUCUGAUUGAGAAGCAUUGUUCUGCACUUUUUGGCAAUGAGAGUAAUGAGGAAGUCUCAACCUCAUUCGCGAGUCUGAAGAGGUUUGUGUUGGAGGCUCUUGCAUUUGGUACUUUCCUUUGGGACGCAGAAGAUCACGUUAGGAAAUUUUAUCAACUCGAAGAGUUUUGA